UAUGGUUUAGAGCAUGUAGUUGUUGAAUGGAGACAGGUCUUAUUCCAGGACAAACUCUUUUACAGCAUGACCGGCCAAGUGUUGGUGGAGAGCAUGGAUUUAUCAGCUCACAGACUGUCUGUGAAGACGUCUGUUGAAGAUGAGUCAGAGCGCGCUGAUAGCACUCUCAGCCGUGGACAGUCCAUGUGUGAUGACACAUCCUCAGAAUUACAGCGAGUGGCUACCCUCGAACCGCGUGGACUGAACUCACAGAAUUCCUUCCGUGGCAGAGGGGCGCUGUCAAGGCUGGUGAGUAUGGUGGUCACUCUUAGAGAAUGGGCCCAUAAAAGCCUUCAGGAAGAGGAAGAAAGGCCAGAUUCUUUCUUAGAGCGCUUCAGAGGACCUGAGCUCCAAAUUGCUCCCAGUCGGAUAAGCAUCAAUAGAUCCGAUCAUGAUGGAAACAACAGUGCCAAAACCAAGAAAAAGUCUGAUGUUUUCAUAUUGGCACCCGCUGAUGACCUGUACUACCGCUGGCUGUUUGUUAUUGCCACAGCUGUAUUGUACAACUGGUGCUUUGUGGUGGCUAGGGCCUGCUUUGAUGAGCUUCAAACCAGGAACUUCAUUCUGUGGCUGGUUUUGGAUUAUCUCUCUGAUGUCGUUUAUAUACUGGACACCUGUGUGAGACUGAGAACAGGUUUCCUUGAGCAGGGUCUUCUGGUGAAGGACCUUACCAAGUUAAGAGAAAGCUAUUUUCACACAAUGCAAUUCAAGCUAGACCUGCUGUCCAUACUACCCACUGAUCUAGCCUACAUUGCCAUUGGCAUUCAUGUGCCAGAGCUGCGUUUCAAUCGACUGAUGCGCUUCUCACGUCUGUUCGAGUUCUUUGACCGCACCGAGACCCGUACAAACUACCCCAACAUAUUCCGCAUUUGCAACUUGGUGCUCUAUAUCCUAGUCAUCAUUCACUGGAACGCCUGCAUCUACUUUGCCAUCUCCAAGUCUCUGGGAUUUGGAUCUGACCAGUGGGUCUACCCAAACAUCUCUGACCCUGAGUUUGGUACACUCACUCGUGGAUACGUCUACUGCCUCUACUGGUCAACCCUCACGUUGACGACCAUUGGGGAAAUGCCGGCUCCAGUGCGGGAUGAGGAGUAUCUUUUUGUUGUUUUUGAUUUCCUUGUUGGUGUUCUCAUUUUCGCCACCAUUGUUGGUAACGUAGGAGCCAUGAUCUCAAACAUGAAUGCCACACGGGCCGAGUUUCAGGCUCACAUCGAUGCCAUCAAACACUACAUGCAGUUCAGAAAGGUCAGCAAAGAGCUGGAAGCCAGAGUCAUCAAAUGGUUCGACUACUUGUGGACCAACAAGAAAGCAGUUGAUGAGCAGGAUGUCCUAAAGAAUCUGCCCAACAAACUGCGGGCUGAGAUUGCUAUCAAUGUGCACCUGGAUACACUGAAGAAGGUCCGUAUCUUCCAGGACUGUGAAGCUGGGCUUUUGGUUGAACUGGUACUCAAGCUGCGGCCACAGGUCUUCAGUCCCGGAGACUACAUCUGCCGAAAGGGAGACAUAGGAAAAGAGAUGUACAUCAUCAAAGAGGGUCGCCUUGCUGUUGUGGCUGAUGAUGGGGUGACCCAGUUUGCACACUUGACGGCCGGCAACUGCUUUGGCGAGAUUAGCAUCCUCAACAUCAAAGGCAGCAAAAUGGGCAACCGACGCACAGCUAACAUCCGUAGCAUUGGCUACUCUGACCUCUUCUGUUUGUCAAAGGAUGACCUGAUGGAGGCUGUAAUGGAGUAUCCGGAUGCUAAGAAAGCUCUGGAAGAGAGGGGAAGACAGAUCCUUCUGAAGGAGGGUCUGCUGGAGGAGUUGGACGCAGGAGGAAUGGGAGAAGAACGGGUUGAGGAGAAAGUGGAGAGGCUGGAAGCUUCUCUUGAAAUACUACAGACACGGUUUGCUCGAUUACUGGCCGAGUACACAGCUACUCAGCAGCGCCUGAAGCAGAGACUUGCAGCACUGGAGUGUAGGACACGGCACUCUGGCAGCGGAUUCCUCUCGGAUGGCAAUGAAAGCACUGUUGAUGGUGAUGGUACACACAGUGAGGUCAACAUCCAGCUCUGA
Onychostoma macrolepis is the source of this 2094-nucleotide messenger RNA. It is a transcript of the gene cnga2a, whose product is annotated as cyclic nucleotide gated channel subunit alpha 2a. The transcript has 6 exons. Gene Ontology annotation, molecular function: intracellularly cGMP-activated cation channel activity; cGMP binding; protein-containing complex binding. Lineage: Eukaryota; Metazoa; Chordata; Actinopteri; Cypriniformes; Cyprinidae. Gene Ontology annotation, biological process: monoatomic cation transmembrane transport. The record is from RefSeq and is a predicted model, not a curated record. Gene Ontology annotation, cellular component: plasma membrane; intracellular cyclic nucleotide activated cation channel complex. Bases 67 to 2094 code for a protein of 675 amino acids.